This is a messenger RNA of Penicillium manginii, 1365 nucleotides long. RefSeq names its product GNAT family N-acetyltransferase. Gene Ontology annotation, biological process: siderophore biosynthetic process. Lineage: Eukaryota; Fungi; Ascomycota; Eurotiomycetes; Eurotiales; Aspergillaceae. The coding region runs from base 1 to 1365 and encodes 454 amino acids. The record is from RefSeq and is a predicted model, not a curated record. The transcript is spliced from 2 exons.
AUGCGGAACAAUAUCUGCCAUCUUCCAAAUGGCCUCUCCUUCACCGUCACGCCAGUCUUUGGCGGGGUCACCUUCAAGUCGAAUGAUAUGGCAACUACCAAUCCCACUUUUCCACCCGGUUGGACAGUCAUUAUUCACAGUGAAAAAGUCUCGGGCAUUUCUCCUGAACAGAGAGGACGAGAGGGCUCGGUGAACGGACAUCCCGCCGACGAUAAGAAUAAUGACGACGACAAGACUGUCCGAUUCACGACCCCCACUUUGAAUCGCGAUUGUAUCUACAUCUCUUAUAUUGUCAACCCACCCUCCAGCGAGUUCAAACCAGUCACUUCACCUACUCGUCAGAUUGCAAUGAUGCUCUGGGCUACAUUAUUGUGGUAUUUCCAUGAGCCCAAGCCCGAUCCUCAUCUUCAAACUGUUGCCUCAAGUUCGACCCCUCAUGCGGGGCAACCUAAGGGCGAGUGGCGCGUCAAUAUUCGACGCGAGGGCAUUUUCAAGGGCCGGAACCUCUUGCAGAAGCUGGAGCGCAUGGGGAUAGUUUCAAAUGAAGACUCUUCCGUCGGAUUGCAGCCCGUCGAGACACGCGACUCAGCUAGCUGGUCGAAGAUUCACUUGCCGACUUACUACCCACCGGCGCCUACUCAAUAUACCUUCACGAAUGGGUUGCGCCAUCCUAUUCGUCCCAAGCCACCCCAUCAAGGAGAGGUCUUCUAUGUUCGCCACGUUCCUAGUGUGGGACAGUAUCUCUCAUUCCGCAUUCCUUUCCUCCCAGCCACCAAGCCGGCUCAAAGUGACAGUCGGCCCACAACACCAACGAGACCCGUCAGUUCUCAUGUCACGAGCGUGAAACAACACCUCUCCCAAAGCUUAUCAUCAGAUCUCGAUACCCUGCACCGGUGGAUGAACGACCCCCGCGUAGAAGCCAUGUGGGGGGUGGGCGGACCAAAGCCCGUCCAAGAAAAGUUUUUGCUAGACAACCUAUCUAGCCGGCACAGCUUCCCUGUCAUUGGAUGCUGGGACGGAAAGCCAUUCGGCUAUUUUGAAAUUUACUGGGUCAAGGAAGAUCCCCUUGGUCGACUGCUUGAUCGAGUUGAUAACUACGACCGGGGCAUUCAUGUUCUUGUUGGCGAACAAGAAUUCCGCGGGCCCCACCGCGUCAUCCUCUGGCUCACUGCUUUGGUGCAUCACUGCUUCUUGGCUGAUAUGCGCACUGAGGCGGUCGUUCUUGAACCGCGCGUUGAUAAUCUCAAACUGAUUAAUUAUUUGCUACAAGUUGGGUUUUAUAAAGAGGGAGAAGUUAGCUUCCCGCACAAGCAGUCUGCUGUUAUGAAGAUCAAGCGCGAAUACUGGGAUGCGCCCGCCAUUUGA